Cicer arietinum (chickpea) is the source of this 2803-nucleotide messenger RNA. RefSeq names its product long-chain-alcohol oxidase FAO4A-like. NCBI's taxonomy places the organism in Eukaryota, Viridiplantae, Streptophyta, Magnoliopsida, Fabales, Fabaceae. Gene Ontology annotation, molecular function: flavin adenine dinucleotide binding; long-chain-alcohol oxidase activity. The record is from RefSeq and is a predicted model, not a curated record.
UGGUUAGUUUAUCCCUCAAAAAGGUUUGAAAGCAUAGUGUGAUUAUAUAUAGCUUUGUUAUAUUCAAAAUAACCAAAGAAACAAAAAAGCAAGGAGAUGGAGAAUAGUAAUAGGGAAAAUCAAAUGAGAAAUGGUAACUAUGAAUUGGGAUUAGGAGGAAAAGAGCAUAAAGUGACUGAGCUUGGUAGUAUUGACACACAAAGAUUACUCUUAGCUAAUGGUGGUGAUGGUGAAGCCAUAAUAAAGAAACAAAAAUAUCUCACAAAUUCACUUUGUCGUAGACAAAUGAAAUCUCUCAGUGUUCUCGCAGAUACUAUCUUACCUUCAAUCAAUGACUUUGUUGCCAUCAAAGACGAUGAAUCCGCCGCUACCUUCUACCAUAUUUCAGCUUCCAUGGCUGGAACACCUGAACUUGUUGGUGGUGUAAUAAGUGAGAGAUUGAAUUAUCACCCUAUGACAUGGUUACUAAAGUUUGUGUUGUGGUUGCUAUCUACAUUGGUUGGAACAAUCAUUUUAUGUGGUAUGGAUUGCUUUUCCACCAAGUUCCCUUUUAUCCACACUUUCCCUAAUUUACCUCUUCACAAACGCCAACGAAUUAUGCAAUCUUGGUCUCUUAGUUUCUUUCGUCACCUUAGGAUGUUUUUCAAAACAAUCAAACUUCUCACUCUCCUUGUCUUCUUCACUCAGAUAGAUGAAUCAGAAGACAAUUGUUCAUGGAAAGCAAUUGGAUACUGUGGACCUGAUCCAGAAUUCAAAGCUCAGUUAAGAAACCAUUUUUUACAUCGAACAUGUAAAGGAGGACAAGAGUCUGAGGAAGGCGAUGAAGAUGACGCCGAACAAGUCAUAGGGCCUCUUUACAAAGGUCUUGUCCAUCUGAACUGUCCAAGAGACAUCACAGCAGAUGCUCUAAGACGAUUUGGAUUUCCUGUCUCAGUUACUCGUCGAAAGCCAAAAGCUGCUGCAAACUUGUCAUCUCCUUCUUUAGUUAUACAAUGUGAUGCAGUGGUAGUUGGUUCUGGUUCAGGUGGUGGACUGGUAGCUGGAAUUCUAGCUAAAGCCGGUUACAAAGUGUUGGUUUUGGAGAAAGGAGGAUAUUCUGCUAGGAGCAAUCUUUCGCUUCUUGAAGGACCAACUUUGGAUCAAAUGUACCAAUCUGGCGGUAUGCUUGCAACUGAUGAUAUGAGUGUGUUCGUAUUAUCAGGAUCCACUGUUGGUGGAGGCUCUGCUAUCAAUUGGUCUGCAAGCAUCAAAACACCUCAGCAUGUGUGCAAGGAGUGGUGUGAAAAACAUGGACUAGAAUUAUUUGAAAGUGAGUUGUAUAGAGAAGCCAUGGAUGUUGUUUGUGAGAAAAUGGGAGUUCAAUCUGAGAUAGAAGAGGAAGGUUUCAACAACACGAUUCUGAGAAGAGGGUGUCAAGAACUGGGGUAUCCUGUGAGUACCAUUCCAAGGAAUUCUCCGUCGGAUCAUUACUGUGGCUGGUGCUUUAUGGGGUGUAAGGACGGGAGGAAGAAGGGUACGUCGGAAACAUGGUUAGUGGACUUGGUGAAAUCGGGGAAUGGAGCGAUUCUUCCGGGUUGUGAGGUGUUGAAAGUAUUGUAUAAGAAAAAGAAAGGAAGUGAUCAAAAGACCGCGCGAGGAGUGGCGUUUGAAUUUGAAUACAAAGGAAGUAAAGACAUUUGUGUGGUGGAGUCCAAGGUCACAAUUGUGGCGUGUGGAGCACUCAAUACUCCUGCAUUGCUUAAAAGAAGUGGCUUAAAGAAUAACAAUAUAGGGAGGAACUUGCAUCUCCAUCCGGUGGUAAUGGCCUGGGGAUACUUCCCAGAUUCAUCUGCAGAAUCUACAGGUGAAACUGAGGUGUGGCCGGAGGCAUGGAAAAAGAGUUAUGAAGGAGGGAUAAUGACAGCAAUGUCUCCUGUUGUUGCAGAGUUUGAAAACUCGGGAUACGGUGCAGUGAUCCAAACACCUGCAUUGCAUCCCGGUACUUUCUCGAUUGUCAUGCCGUGGAUUUCUGGGAAAGACAUAAAAGAUAGAAUGCGAAAGUUUUCAAGAACAGCUCAUAUAUUUGCACUGGCAAGGGAUAAAGGAUCGGGAAAAGUAGAUUCCCCGAAUCGCAUCAAUUAUCAGAUGGAAGAUGUAGACGAAGAGAAUUUACAGAAGGGAAUUGAAAAGGUACUUAGAAUUCUAGCUGCCGCUGGUGCGGAAGAAAUUGGAACUCAUCAUAACAAGGGAAGGACCUUAAAUGUAAAGCAAGCAAGCAAAUUGGAACUCGAGAAAUUUGUUAAAGAGGAAAGUUCAAGGCCGUUAACAAAACUUUCGACACCAUUGUGCUCCGCGCAUCAGAUGGGGAGUUGUCGGAUGGGUUCGAAUCCGAAGGAAUCAGCAGUGAAGCAAACAGGAGAGACAUGGGAAGUUGAGGAUCUUUAUGUGGCAGAUUCAAGUGUCUUCCCUACAGCUUUGGGUCUGAAUCCAAUGAUCACUAUUCAAUCAAUUGCUUACUGCACUGCACAAUCUGUUCUUCAUGCUCUUAAAAGGAAAAGAAGUAAAUGAAAAAAAAAAAACUUUUCCUGCUUUUGUAAUUUGUAGCCCCAAUGCCACUAUAUGUUCAUAGCAGACCUGAAAUCCUUGUUCAAAUAACACAGUAUUCCAAAAAAAGUAUUGAAAAUUGCCAUAGUUUUAGAUACUUGUUCAAUAAGGCCAUCAAAUUAUCAGAUAAAUAUGUAACCAUGAAAAUGGCACACACAAAAGGGGAACUAUGUAAUUUCUAUAUCAUAUUAUAUAGCAAAGCCUUUAAUUUUUGUUUAAA